This is a messenger RNA of Ogataea philodendri, 366 nucleotides long. RefSeq lists its product as uncharacterized. NCBI's taxonomy places the organism in Eukaryota, Fungi, Ascomycota, Pichiomycetes, Pichiales, Pichiaceae. The coding region runs from base 1 to 366 and encodes 121 amino acids. The transcript has a single exon. The record is from RefSeq and is a predicted model, not a curated record.
AUGCCUAUGAAGCACAUCGCUAAAGCUGAUGGUUACGACAAGCUUCCUGCUUCCGUCGGACCGACCUCGUACCUCGAGGAUCUGAUGUCAUCGUCUGCACCAGCAGAGUCCCAAAUCACGGCGGGUUUCUUCAAGCAGGUUUCUGGAGAACCAUUGGUUUACACCUAUACGUACGACGAAAUGAAGAUUGUGCUUGAUAUCAAGGGCACUGUUGAGAUCUCCGACGAGGAAGGUACCAAGGUGCUGCCAAAGAGAGGUGACGUGUUGUACUUCAAGAAAGGCUGCACCAUCACUUUCAAAGCUGUCGAGGAAGACGCUUACGGAUACUUCUGGUACUGCGGUCUUAAGACCUUCGGACAGUUGUAA